This is a messenger RNA of Saccostrea cuccullata (small rock oyster), 872 nucleotides long. RefSeq lists its product as uncharacterized. The transcript is spliced from 2 exons. NCBI's taxonomy places the organism in Eukaryota, Metazoa, Mollusca, Bivalvia, Ostreida, Ostreidae. The coding region runs from base 87 to 869 and encodes 260 amino acids. The record is from RefSeq and is a predicted model, not a curated record.
AGAACUAAUGCCCACCUGAGGUUCCAAGUUACCAGUGCCCAGACUGCAAGAAGAUUUUGAAAUCCAUUUCAGGAUUUCGGGGGCAUAUGACCAAACAGCACAAAAAAAGCAGAACAAAAGCAAGUGAUCAUCGAGUAACCCAGAAGGCUAAAGAAGACCACAGAUCACCUGCUGCCGCAACAUUAGUGGACUUCGAGAAGAUUUGUUCCGAGGCUAGUAAGAAAACACUUGAGAAGAUGUGCAACAAUCCAAUGUACAAGUUGUUCGGGGACAAUCGCAUGGAGGUGUUGGCUAGAUUUUGCAGCGACACAGACUUCCUGGAUGCAUUUUUCCUUAACAAACUCAAAGACAUCUUCAGUCUCUCGUUGUGCGAUUCCAGUGAAAGGGAGCUCUUCUUCUCAAGGAUCCAUGAGUUGAGACUGUCUUCCUGUGUUCAAAGUGAAUGUGUUAAUCUAUUCAGUGAAAAAGGAUGUGAAGAAAAGAGAGAAGACAUUAUAAACUUCCUUCAGGACUACAUUCUCGAGAUACCUAGUGAAAUUCUUGGAGGCCUUCUGAAGGAAAACAAGAAAGUGUCCGAGGAACUAUCAUAUCAGAUUUCUACCAAUGACCAAACAAUUCUGUUCUACAUAUCGGGAUUCAUUGUGGCCAACCUGAGGAAGAAGUGUUACCGAAUGUCGAAAGAAAAUCGAUCCGAGAGACUGAAUCUACUUGACAAGCUGACCAGUAAGACCAGCAGUACAAACUUUGAAAAUAGACCGAUCUCGCAGGAUCUCGUGACGUGCGAGAUUUCAGCAGAUUUUCACAGUUCAGUACUAGAGUUGCCAAUCCCGUUAGUAUAUAGGUCCCUGCUAUACCUUUUGACAGUUUGACUU